GGCCUCAAGAUGGCUUUCAUGAACCUCCCUUCAAAACUUAAAUAUGAAUAUAAACAUUUUUGUAGUCUGCACUGGUUUAAUUUUAGUUUAAGUUUGUGAACUGUCAGUAAAAAAUGAGUGAACGAAAAUUUUCCAGAGGCUUAGGAAAGCCGGGUAUGGCUGCUCAAUUGAGAGAGACAGUUUCUCAAGUAGUUAGAGAAAGCACAGUACAACAAAAGGCAAAUCACUCAGAACCUUUGGACUAUGAAAGUUUUAUUGUGAAAAAUAAAACACUGCUACAAAAUGACCCUCAACGAGAGCUUUUGCUUUACCCGCCCGACGAUGUGUCUCAAGUCGUUCUACCGAGGAGGUUCAGGACUGUUACUACAAGUGUUCCACAAAAUUCGGAUACGAAAGAUUGCAGUCUGUUCUCUAGAGAAUGCAUCAAAAGCUAUACAUCCAACUGGAACUUAGUUCAUUAUAAGUACAGCGCUUACUCAGGGACUUAUUUAGAAUUGCCAAAGAUAAUGCGAUCGGAUGAUUUGAAAGAUGAAGUUUACGAAGUUGACACCGAUGCUGAUCAGUUGGAUGAAGAGCUGGAAGGGAGGAAUGAUGGCAUUACAAAACAAGGCUAUCUUCUUAAAGGUCCAGAGGUGGGCAAUGAUAGAAUGUUCGGCAAUAUCGCUUCAAAGUCUUUCAAGCGGCGUUAUUGUUAUCUCAGGCGAGAAGUUGAUGGCACAUAUAUUCUAGAAUUGCAUAAGGAUGAGAAAAAAGGCGAAGCUAAAGCCACCAUAGUUAUGGACUUCUGCACAGAUGUCGUCAGGAAUAUGAAGCGAGGUAGAUUCUGCUUCGAGCUGCAUAUGGCUGAUGGUCACAAAUCCUACUGCCUGGCGGCUGAUUCCGAAGCAGAACUGCAAGACUGGAUGGCCAAACUGCAGCUAGUUCUUCAGCAGAACAAGGUGCAAGAAGAGAAGCGUGCUGCGUCCUUAGAAAGAGCAUCAGCCUCGCCUCAAACAAGUGUGAUCCCUUUGUACGGCACUCUGAAAGGCUUGGAGCAGAGCGUCAAUCCUCAGCUGAUGAAGUAUGCGCGCGAAACCGACAACUCUAUCGCCCUGGCUCGCAGGGACAACAGGCGCCGACUAUUCAGCGUCUAUCCAUUCAUGCCGCAUACUAAAUGUGCGCAACAAACAAUGGAAAGCACAAUUGAGCCGUACAGAGAGCACUUCGGCCAGCGGUUGCUGAUCCGCUGCGAGAGUAUUCGCUUCAGACUGCAGGCACCAAUCAAUGGCGACAGUCAGACUCAUUGUCAGGUUGAACCUUACUUGACGACAUUAGCUCUGUAUGACGCCAAGGACGGCAAAAAGCUGACCGAAGACUUCCACAUGGAUGUGAAUCACAGUGCAGUUGAUGGAAUCAUAUCAGACCCCGACGAGCCAGUAGAGUCCAUACUCGGCGACCUUGUGCCUCCUCAAUGGAUUGCCAAAACUAAACAAGCUGUAUUCAGCAUCAGUAGGCCACAUGCAGAUGUUUACUUAGUGUUGCGAAUAGACAAAAUACUUCAAGGCUCGAUAAUGCAUGUGGCUGAGCCUUACACGAGAAGUGCUAAGGACCCUCGACUUGGUCUCAAAGUUCACAAAGCUGUCAAAGCAUGCAGUCAAAGGCUAGGGAAGUACAGAAUGCCAUUUGCUUGGACGGCGCGGCCCCUCUUUCGUUUGUACAGCAGUGAGCCUGACAUCACAUCUGACUUCCCCGGAAUAUAUAGACAGGAACCAAACCGCAUCAAAGAUGAAGAAUUACUCAAAAUCCUAGCAGACUACAGGAAGCCUGAAAAGAUGAAUAAACUACCAGCUAUACCUGGAUGGAUUCAUAUGAAAAUAGAAAUAUUGACAGAAUUACCGGAAAACUGCUUGACGAGCUGUAUGUCGCCGCUGAAGCCGUUCCCAGUGCCGCCGAGCGGCGAGCCGACAGUGGAGGUGGCUGAGCUGCAGCCGGAGCCACGCCCUCACACCGCCUUCGCCAACCUGCUCUUCGUCUACCCGCUCAGUCUGGCCUUCGACGCGCAGAAGACAUUCACGCGCGCACGCAACAUCGCCUGCACCAUCCAGCUCAAGGACACUGACGAUGAGAGUGCCGAACCCAUCACGUGUAUAUAUGGCAGAGGAGGCAAGCUGGUGGGCAGCGCCACGUGUUGUGUACUGCACCACACAACCACACCUGCCUGGUACGACGAGAUCAAAAUGCGCCUGCCGGUCAAACUGACAGCCAACCACCAUCUGCUCUUCACGUUCACGCACAUAUCGAUCGAGGGAUCCAAGAAACGCGACACUGGGCCCGAAACCACAGUUGGCUACGCGUGGCUGCCUCUGCUCAACAAAGGAAGAUUGAAUGUUGAGGAUCAAAGUAUUCCAGUGGCAGCUACUUUACCACCAGGUUACCUUGCUGUACAGCCUCUUGGACUUGGAAGAGGGUAUGCAGGACCAGAAAUAAAUUGGAUUGAUGGGCAGAAGUCGAUUUUUGCGGUGAACUUCCGUCUACUGUCUACGGUUCUUACUCAAGAUCAUCAUCUUCACAACCUGUUUGCCCAUGCCGAGCGUCUCCAUGAACCCAAACUGCAAGUGGUUUUGCCCCCUGAAACUGAAACCUGCAAAAUACUCAAGGCAGCUCAUGCAAUCCAGGUGGGAUCGGCAAUAGCGUUUCUACCAACACUGCUGAACCAACUGUUGGGCCUUCUAGUGUGUUCGCCCAGUCCUGAUGUCGGAGUCAAUGUCAUUCGACUUCUCAUUCACGUCGUUCAUCUGGUCGAUGAGGCCGGCUGUGCUGAAGCACUACAAACUUAUGUUAAGUUUGUAUUUGUGGGUGCUGCACAAGGCUCGAGAACAGUGCAUGAGGAGCUCUGUGAGCAUCUGCCAUCUUUGCUGCGACCGGACAACACAGAUUUCCUUCUAGUCAACAAGUUUCUGCCACACUCCGGAUUCUUCUUUCAGAUAAUGGUUAAAAGCAUGGCGCAACAUCUUCUCUCUACCGGCCGAAUAAAAAUGCUGCGGAACGAGAGAUUCUCUCCGGAGCUGCUAGCCAAAAUUGAAGCGCUAUUGCAAGUUCUAACUCCUUACCUUGCCAGCAAGCACAAGGAAAUGCCUCAGCAAAUGCAGCAGCUCAAUAACAGCAUUGCUACGUUUCUCAAGAAAUGUUUAACAUUCUUAGAUCGCGGAUUCGUGUUCAAGCUAGUGAACAGUCAUUUGGCGAACCUGUUGUCAGCCAGUGAGAGUCGCACAAUGCAGGAGAUGAAGUUUGCUUUCCUGCAGGUGGUUUGCUCACACGAGCACUUUGUGCCUUUCAACCUGCCUCUUCAGCACAGCAAAGCCAGGAACGACCUGACUUCGGAGUACUGUCUGUCGGAGGAGUUCUGCAAGCACCACUACCUGGUGGGCAUUCUGCUGCAAGAGGUGCGAGCCUCACUGCAUCAAGUGUUGCAGAUCCGCCGCACUGCCGUGUCGUCGCUCAGGGACCUCUUGGCCAAGCAUGAGUUGGAUGAUCGCUACCAGAGCAAAGGUCAACUACCAAGAAUCGCAACGUUGUACAUACCGUGGCUGGGAAUAGUUCUAGAUAAUCUGACAAGAUUAAGUACGGACCCAGGUCAGGCCACAUCUUCAAAUUCACCUAUAGCUACGAGCUCUUCGUCUAUCGCAUCAACACCUCAAAAAAAUUCUCAUAGGUUUACUUUCCACCAGGAUAGUCCAAAUUCUAGAGCAUCUAUGCAUCUAAGAGACUCCACUUACUUUGCGGCAAUAGCUGGUCAAGCUCUUGUUAACGGAGUAGGAUCGACUGGCAGCUUGGACUCAGAAACGUCAACUGUGUCUGGAGAUGGCUCGUCAACCGUGUCUCAAGAAACGGCGAUCAACAGGGAGGAGCAGGGAGGUUCAACUACCACUCCCAACACCUCUCACCAUUCCAGGUCUGUCAGUGGUACCCAGGUGAUACGAUGUGAUAAAUUGCAGCCAGGAGAGGUGAAAGAUAUCCUGGUCUGCUUCCUUUUUGUAAUCAAACAUCUUGCUCAAGAUCAGCUUAUCUCAUGGUGGCAUCAUUGCUCUGAAUCGGAAAUAUUGAAGUUCUUCAAAGUAAUCGAACUGUGUUUGCACGAGUUCAAGUACACGGGCAAGCGGCAGAUAGCGAGCGGCAGUGUGGGGGGUGGUCGAUGUGGUAGCGGCAGCGUUGGGAGUGGCGAAGGCGGGGGCGGCACACGUCCGGUGACCACCAAGGCGAUGACUCUGCCGGCGAGAAUGCAGCCGCCCGACUUCUCGGCCGCUCCUGGUGCCGGCGCAGAGCCCAUCACUGCCACGCAUGUGCUGCUCAGCGGCACCAACAGUGUCGGCCGUGAGAAUCACAGAGAUAGCGAAUCAAGUUCGUUAUAUCAAGCUCUUCUGGAAGCGAAUCUUGCCACAGAAGUCGGAUUAACCGUUCUGGACGCACUUGGUCUCUACUGUAUCCAUUUCAAAGAUAUUUUGAUGGCUGAGGAAGGGGACAAUCCAGUGAUGAAAGCAGUAUUCAUGCUUUAUCUGAGUUUUCUUCAGGUUGGGCAGUCAGAAACUCUUUUCCGACAUGUUUUUGCUGCUCUCAGAGCCUUCAUCAACAACUUUUCUUUAGCACUCUUUCAAGGCAACGCAGUGCUGUGCGGCCAAUUGUGCUUGGAGCUGCUUCGCUGCUGCAACAGCCGUUUGUCUGCCAUUCGCCAGGAAUCCUGUGCCAUUUUGUAUUUACUCAUGAGAAGCAAUUUCGAAUUCUCAAACAGGAAAGGGCUUACCCGUGUCCAUUUACAGGUGAUUAUAUCAGUGUCGCAAUUACUUGGAAACGUUGUUGGACUGAACAAUGCGAGGUUUCAAGAAUCGUUGUCUCUAAUCAAUAGCUAUGCCAACAGCGAUAAAGUCAUGAAAGGAACUGGUUUUCCAGUUGAAGUGAAGGACUUGACGAAACGAAUCCGAACAGUUUUGAUGGCAACUGCUCAGAUGCGAGACUUGCACCAUGACCCAGAAAUGCUCACCGACCUGCAGCACAGUCUGGCCAACUCGUAUGCCUCCACGCCCGAACUCAGGCUCACCUGGCUCAUGACCAUGACAAGGAACCAUGCCAAAGACAAUAAUUUCUCCGAGGCAGCAUGUUGUCAGUUGCAUAUAGCAGCACUGAUGGCGCAGUAUUUGAAGUUGAAAGGAAGUCAAGAUUGGGGAGCUGAGGCUUUCACUGCCAUAUCAUCCAACAUUUCAACUGAUGAAAUCGGACUGAAGCUUGAUUCAGGAGUACACGACGUGCAGUACACUGAACAAACGUUGGUGACGCAGUUGGAGUGCUGCGCUGAGUACUUGAAGAAGGCCGAGCGCUAUGAAUGCCUGGGACCACUCUAUCGACUCAUCGUGCCCAUCUAUGAGAAGCGACGCGACUACCAGAUGCUCGGUCAGUGCUACCAGACGCUCACUCAGUCUUGUGCCGACAUCGUCCAGGUGCAGCGGUCUGGCAAGCGGCUGCUCGGUCGCUACUACCGGGUCGCGCUUUUUGGACAGGCAUAUUUUGAUGAGGAUAAUGAAGUUGAAUACAUCUACAAGGAACCAAAAGUUACUUCUCUGUCAGAAAUAUCAGAAAGACUGUAUCACCAGUUUUCAAACAAAUUUGGAACAGGAUCUGUGAAAAUGAUCAUGGACUCUGCACCUUUUGAAUUAUCAGAGCUGGAUCCAAAACUGGCGUACAUCCAGGUGACUCAUGUGACAGUGCACUUGCCGAAACAUGUAUUGGAAGUGAGACCAACCGAGUUCGAACAGAGCCAUGACAUCAGCUCGUUCAUGUUCGAGACGCCAUUCACGCGCCAGGGCAAGGCCAGGGCCAACUCCCCUGCCGAACAGUGGAAGCGCCGCACUGUGCUUCACACCGAGUACACAUUCCCGUAUGUGAAGAAGCGUCUGAGAGUGGUGAGCAGAAGUGAAACUGAAUUGAGUCCCAUAGAAGUGGCCCUGGAUGAGAUGAAUCAGCGGGUCACUGAGCUUUUCGACGUUGUCUUGACUAGACCCACCGAUGCCAAGAAACUGCAGCUACGUUUGCAGGGUAGUGUAUGUGUUCAAGUGAAUGCUGGGCCACUCGCUUAUGCUGAUGCCUUUCUCAGUCCGACUGUUUGCAAAGAUUAUCCAGAUGACAAAGUUGAAGAACUGAAAGACGUUUUCAGAGAGUUCGUGCGUGUGUGCUACGCGGCGCUGCAGCUGAACAGUCAGGUAGUGCGCAGUGACCAGGUGGAGUACCAGGCGGCACUCAAGGCCAAUUUCCACAAACUGGUGCAGGACUUGUCUGUGCUGCUGAGUGAGCCACUCUGGCCGGACAGUGAGGCUGGCUCAUUUAAGCGCAACAGUCAGGCACUCUUCUCCGCCAUUUCGGGUGCCAGUGCUACCAGCUCAAGCACUGCCUAAGCUCUGCCUACUUCCACAAACUGGUGCAGGACCUGUCUGUGCUGCUAACCUACACUCACAUAAUGAGAACCAAUUUUGUCAGGAAAGACUCAAGUUAAUUCUAGUACAGUAAUGAAUGGUUUGUUUUAAGGUGCGUACAGAUUUGAGCGCCAAAACACGCGCAUUUCACUUUUCAUCAGCUGAUGCUACGCUUAUUAUACUCCUGUACCUUACUGUUUCUGUACAGAUAAAGAUAUUACACUUUUCAGCUGAUGAAAAGUGAAAUGCGCGUUUUCGUGGCGCUCAAGUCUGUACGCAGCUUAAUGAAGCUGUAUUCCCACGUUCAAUAACAGUUUCCAUGUCCAAUUCAGUGAAAAUAUUAUUUCGACUGUAAUAGUCACAUCAGAACUUUGAGAAAGAUAUUUUUUUCUGAACCGGGCAUGGAUACUGAUUGAUAUGUGGGAACCCACCUUUAAUCUAAGGAAUCCGAGGGAGCCAGUAAUUCUAGUAAUGUGAAGUCAAUUAAUCUGGGAAUUGUAAUAUUGUGGAGUCCUGGAACCUGACAACUCACAUUAAUGUGGCAAUUCUAAAUAUUAUGGCUUCUGUUACCUGAUAACUUGAUAAGUUGAGGUAUAUAGGAUAACUAAAUUCAAGGUAACUGAACUAAACUCCUUUUUUGGCUAUAAGCUAAAUUAAUUAAGGGAAAUGUAAAAAGGUUUUCAAUAUUGUUUUGUUAUUUGGUAUUGAAAGACCCUUCCUUUUGCAGUUUACUUGAAGUUGAUUUGUAAGUGGUAAAUUGCUAAAUAGCGCAGAAUUAGUAAACUUGCUUUACUGGAAGAGACUACUGUACAUGUCAUGGUUAGAUGGAUGGUGCUUGAACUUGAAUCUCCAAUCAUAUUCCUUUGCCUUCUCACACAAUUAUUUCUUCGUUCACAGGUAUUUUUAGACUGGUAGCUAUUAUAAUAUCUGAAAGGUAGCCUAGCUCCAAAGUCGUUGUUACUGUAGUUUUAUGUGGUAAGAGUUGGUAAGAGUACGUAUAGUCUUUUGACUUGACUCUUGUACAGUGACAUCCGCACUUUUUAGACAAUAAAAAACAGUGCGAUAUGAUUCUCAACAGAUAACCAAUUCUCCGAGAAAGAUUUGAAAGAUCUGAAUUGGUAUAAGAAAACGUAUCUAAAAAUGACCAACUAAAUAAAUAUUUGACUAAUAGCACAAAUCUUGCCUCAAAUAUAAGCUCCUUGUCUGUUAUAGAUUCCAAAUCUGUUUUUAUAUAAUAAUGAUCUUGAAUUGUAAUAUUUUUAUCAAAAAAGCUUUACUAUCAAAUACUUUACUAAAUCAUGUUUGACUUAUCUAGUUGUCUUUAUUCACUUUAUUAUAGGGACUACUAUACGCAGUUUUCUUUAUUACAUUGAAGAGCAAUCCAGUUGUAUUUUCAAAUCCUUAUUAUUUCAAGGUAGUCUGAGUUUUGUGAAAGCUGUCAGUUUGAUCAUUUAAUAUCAACCAGAGACAUCAUCAUCAUAUUUCAUCUUUAACGCUUUGAUUUAUAGAGUCCAUAUUUCUUGAGAAAUAGUUUGGAUUCAUGUAAAAAUUUUAAAAAGACAAAAUUCCUUUUCAAAUUGUCAUUUUUGUAUUUCUGGGUAUAUGUACUACUCUUGAAAACAUGACAUAAGUGCUCAUAUAAUAUCAUGAAGUGUACUAGAAUACAAUAUUACUUACAGUAUUCCAACCCAGGUCUCAUACUUGUUAUUUAGAAGUAAAUGUAUUUUAUAUAUAUAUGGCUGUGAUCCUUCUUCACAACAGAUGAAACAGAAAGUGAGGUUCUUUACUGGAAAAGGUUUAUCUACCUCAUGCAUUACUAGAGACUAAGAUAAUACCAUAUUUUACAUGAGUGUAUUAGUUGUGGAAAAAAAUCUUUGGAAAUAUUCUAAGAGUAUAAUCUUCAUGAUGAUAUUGCUAGCUCUACCAGAUGAUAUGUGCCA
Molecule: messenger RNA, 8377 nt
Organism: Nilaparvata lugens (brown planthopper)
Lineage: Eukaryota; Metazoa; Arthropoda; Insecta; Hemiptera; Delphacidae
Gene: Ziz
Product: dedicator of cytokinesis protein 9
Exons: 39
Coding region: 114-6419 (2101 amino acids)
Biological process (GO): small GTPase-mediated signal transduction; positive regulation of GTPase activity
Molecular function (GO): guanyl-nucleotide exchange factor activity
Source: RefSeq, a predicted model, not a curated record